Molecule: messenger RNA, 1614 nt
Organism: Papaver somniferum (opium poppy)
Lineage: Eukaryota; Viridiplantae; Streptophyta; Magnoliopsida; Ranunculales; Papaveraceae
Exons: 2
Coding region: 1-1614 (537 amino acids)
Source: RefSeq, a predicted model, not a curated record
AUGCGAGGAAAUAUAACUUACCAACAUGUUCCGAAGUGGCAAAUUUUAAUAGUCCAGACUCCUACAGAUGAUGAUGUGUACAGGGAUAUCAUAUUUGAACCUAAGGAAAAUGGUUAUUCUAUAAUCAAGGAGAUACACCCAUGCUAUAUGCCUAUGCAGUUUCCUAUUUUAUUCCCUCGGGGUGAGGAUGAUUAUAACGUUGAUACUGCAUACCGUAACGUAAAUAUGGGAAAAGAUGGUGUACUCAGAAAGCGGCAACAACUUACUAUGAGAGAGUAUUAUGCAUUUAGGCUACAUCGGAGACUCGUAGAGGGACAAACUUUGUUCAACGGUGGUCGUCUGUUCCAGCAAUAUUGUGUUGACGCGUAUGCAUGUAUUGAAGAAUGUCGACUUAAAUGGGUCAGGAAGAACCAAGAAAAAAUAAGAGCUUAUUUACACUGUGGAUUGAAAGAUUCACUGCUAAAGGGAGAUUCAUCUAUCAUAAAAGGGAAGAUAAUUGUGAUGCCAUCAUCAUUUACCGGCGGACCAAGGUAUAUGAUGCAGUACUAUCAAGAUGCCAUUGCAAUUUUUCGACGUAUUGGUGUUCCAGAUCUGUUUAUAAUAUUCACUUGCAAUCCCAAAUGGAAGGAAAUUACAAUGGCUCUAACACCAGGUCAGCGACCAGAGGAUCGACCAAAUAUUGUUGCGAGGGUAUUUAAGCUAAAACUAAAGCAUCUGAUGGAGGUUCUACGUACAAAAAAACAUUUUGGGAAAGUGAAAGGAGCCAUUUACACUAUUGAAUUUCGGAAAAGGGGGUUGCCGCAUGCCCAUAUACUAUUAUUUCUGGAAAAGAAGGAUAAACCAGAAACUCCGUCCGAUGUAAACAGAAUUGUCACCGCUGAAAUACCUGACAAGGAGAAGGAUCCUGAUGGUUACCAAGCUGUUGUGAACUACAUGUUGCAUGGACCAUGUGGAGUAUUAAAAGAGGGUUCACCAUGCAUGAAAGACAAAAUGUGUUCAAAACAAUACCCAAAAGAGUUCAGUCGCGAUACUAACGUUGACAAAUAUGGGUAUCCAGUUUACAGAAGACGCGAUAACGGUAGGACUGUAGUUAAGGAUGAUAUCGAGUUGGAUAAUACAUGGGUGGUGCCUCACAACAGAGACUUGAUCGUGCAGUUUGAUGCACACAUAAAUGUGGAGGUGUGUAAUUCAAGAGGGGCAUUACUUAAGUACUUAUUCAAGUACAUUAACAAGGGUAAAGAUCGGGUGACAGUUGUAAUCGAGAAAGAUCCAGAACGCAGCGAAGAUUCCGGGGAAGAAGAGGUAUUGAUUGACGAAAUCAAUAACUACUUGGAUUGUCGUUAUAUAUCUGGAGCAGAAGGGUGUUGGAGGAUUUUUGAUUUCGACAUUCAGUACCGUGAUCCAUCCGUUGAGCGUCUUCGUUACCAUUUGGAAGGUGAACACCAAGUAAUAUUUUGUGAUACAGAUGAAUUAGAAGAUGUCUUAGACAUCCCAAGUGCGAAAUGCACAAAAUUUUUGGAAUGGUUUGAAGCAAAUAAGAGGUAUCCGGAGGCAAGGGAUAUAACUUAUGCAGAUUUUCCAUCUGAAUUUGUUUGGGACAAAACUAUUAAAUAA